Messenger RNA from Bursaphelenchus okinawaensis, 1981 nucleotides. NCBI's taxonomy places the organism in Eukaryota, Metazoa, Nematoda, Chromadorea, Rhabditida, Aphelenchoididae. The record is from the annotation of a GenBank genome assembly.
AUGUGUUAUUUUGAAAAGUAGUUAUAUAGUACUUACACUGGUCGUUGAAAACUGAGAGUAGGGAAAAGGGUAGGAUAGGGUAGGGUAGGGUAGGGUAGGGUGGGUAGGGUAGGGUAGGGUAGGGUAGGGUAGGGUAGGGUAGGGUAGGGUAGGGUAGGGUGGGUAGGGUAGGGUAGGAUAGGGUAGGGUGGGGUAGGGUAGGGUGGGUAGGGUAGGGUAGGGUAGGGUAGGGUAAGGCCCCAGCUCCAGCCUUAGCCCCAGCCCAACCCAGCUCAGCCCCAACCCCAGCUUCAGCCCCAACCCUAACCCCAACCCCAGCCCUAGCCCUAGCCCUAUCCCUAGCCCUAGCCCCAGCCCCAGCCCCAGCCCCAGUCGCAGCCCCAACCCCAGCCCCAGCCCCAGUCGCAGCCCCAACCCCAGCCCCAGCCCCAGCCCCAGCCCCAGCCCCAGCCCCAGCCCCAGCUUCAGCCCCAACCCCAGCCCCAACCCCAACCCCAACCCCAGCCCCAGCCCCAGUCGCAACCCCAACCCCAGCCUCAGCCCCAGCCCCAGCCUCAACCUCAGCCCCGGCCCCAGCCCCAGCCCCAGCCCCAGCCUCAACCCCAGCCCCAGCCCCAGCCCCAGCCCCAGCCCGAGCCCCAGCUUCAACCCCAGCCCCAACCCCAGCCCCAGCCCCAGCCCCAGCUUCAGCCCCAACCCCAGCCCCAACCCCAGCCCCAGCCCCAGCCUCAACCCCAGCCCCAGUCCCAGCCUCAACUUCAGGCCCAGCCUCAGCCCCAGCCCCAGUCGCAGCCCCAGCCCCAGUCCCAGUUCCAGCCGCAGUCAAAUUAAUUUUAAAACGAAUUGAUGGACAAAUUAAUAAAAACUUGGGUGGAUGUACCGACUUAUGGUACGUCUUACAUGUAUUCGUUUUAAAUGUAGCAUUUAUUGUUAGUCUUGUGUAUGGGUUUGUGAAAUUAAUUUAUUAUGAUUCUUAUUCUCAAACUCUUUAACCCUGUCUUAACUUUUUUCAACUCACAGAUGCUUGCCCUACUCUAUCUUGCGCUAACUUAUCUUGCCUUGACCUACUUUAACUAAGUGUGCACUAUUCUGCCGUGGUUCAUCUUUAAGUAUCGUAAACAACCAUGUUCUAAGUUACCGUAACAUACUUUGUUUUAUCUUUCUAUACCGUACUCUAACCUACAGUAAUUUACCUUUUACUAGCAAAGUAACAGUACUGUUAUACCAUGAUAUUUUUUCUUAUUUUGCCCUCUCUUCAGCUUUUUUCUUCUCCCCUUUCUUUUCUCUUCUUUUGUCUUCUGUCUCCCUCCUUUCUCCUCUCUUACUGUCUCUCUCUCUUUCAUUUUUACUCUCCUUCUUGGGUUUAUAUUGAGCGUCUAAAUUUAGAUUUUUACAAGCGGACAAAAAACGCUUGGUUUUUUUAGUUCAACGACAAAUAAGACUGAAUAGUUUAUUAUAAAUUAGACGUUUUACGUAUUUUUACAAUCGCUUAGUAUAGUAAAUUUAUAAAUGUCAUCCGUGGCAAACUAAGAUUAUUGUCACGUUUGUUUCUUUUUACAAACUUGAGGUAUGGGUACAAGAUCACAAUGUUGACCGAUGGCCAUACACGUUCUGCACAAGUUAUACCUACGACGAGAUUGUGUUUUAUCGACUGGUAAGUCAAAUAUGCUUACGAUGCUUAGAAAGUUUAUACUGAGUAGGCUUAGUAGUCUUAGGCUGAGUAGAUAUAGGCUUAGUAAACUUAGAGUUAGUACUGAACAAUAUACGAGCAGACAUGCCUUGAGGUGAAAUAGGAGCAAGAGUCAGCAAAUACCCUUUUAGAAGCGUUUUCCAAGCAGCACUACCAACAAAAGUAAAUCCAGAUAUACAAAUAAAUGCGUUACUAGCCACAAUUAACCAGUAAAUCUUAAGGUCCAGCGUUGAUAAGGCGAAUUCAAAUGCAGUCAGAGAGCUAAAUGCAUACACACCAGCCAAAGAGUAG